CAUCAACUCCGCAAGGGAAAACCAUUCACCUUCAAGCUUGUUGAAACAUGGCCGGGACGUCUCGUUUGGGGCCCUGUGGAGGCGGCGGAGGCGGUCAGAGAGACAUGGACAUCAGCGCUGGCAACCGCAUCUUGAAGGUGCAGCUUCGUCAUGGACAUGCAAUUGAUGCAAUCAAAAUCAUGUACCGGCGCAACGGCGGAGACGUGUGGACCGACCAGUGGGGCGGAGGAGGAGGGCAGUUGUCCGAGUUCAACCUGGAUGAUGAUGAAUCCUUGAGAUCCAUAAGAGGUCACUACGGCGAGUUCUAUGGCGUCUCCAUCCUGAGGUCGCUGACCUUCGUCAGCAACAAGCGCACGUACGGCCCGUUCGGCCGCGAAGAGGGAGUCGCGUUCACCUUGGAGGCACCUGGCAGAAGGAUCGUUGGCUUCACCGGUCGCUCGGGCUUAUACCUCGAUGCACUCGGCAUCUACGUGGCUUAGCCUCCCUCCGUUAAUCUGAAUCCAAUCGCCAUUAAUGAAGUCCGUAAAAUAAGAACCAAGAAGCUAUAUAUCAUAUCGUCGUCAGUAAUAAAGUAUGGUUGUUGGUGUUCUAAGAAGACAAAGCGAUGGCCUGUGUGUGUGUCUGUUCUAAGUAAGAAACUAUAUGGUUUCAUACAUACAGUUUCUUUGUUUGAUUCACCGUAAUAUUUUUGUGAGACUUAUUGUGGUCGAUUUUCAUGUGACAUUGUAUUAUCAUAUGUUUGAUAUGAUCAAAUUUGAUUAUCAAAUUGUCUUAGUCAAA
Messenger RNA from Musa acuminata AAA Group (dessert banana), 780 nucleotides. Its product is annotated as jacalin-related lectin 19. The record is from RefSeq and is a predicted model, not a curated record. The transcript has 3 exons. Lineage: Eukaryota; Viridiplantae; Streptophyta; Magnoliopsida; Zingiberales; Musaceae. Bases 48 to 479 code for a protein of 143 amino acids. Gene Ontology annotation, molecular function: carbohydrate binding.